AUGUUUGUACCAUCGAAGGAGCCGGUCAAUGGGGCUGUGUUUUCUCCAUCUGAGAUAGAGAAAGAGAUAAACAUUUUCAAACAAUCAAACGAUCCAACGCCCGAACAGAUGGAAGCCCUUAUUGAACAAUUACAGUCAACUGAAAGGAAGCCUCCCCAAGCAAUUCCUGUUACAACCGAGUCUCCAUCUGGGACCCAGGUUCAUCAAGAUGAUCAAAGCCCAAUCGUUGAACCAGCCCAAGUUGAUCAAGACGAUCAGAGCCCAAUUCUUGACCAAGGCUUCGAUUUUUUUGCUAAUGACGAAAUGUUUGCCUCGGGAAGCUCUUCUGCCCCUCCACCUCCAAAGCACGAUGUUGCAUCUGUCAUGCUAGCCAAGUUACUUUCUUUUCAAGAUUCUAUUCCUCAGUCAAGAGGAAAGGGAAUAUCUAUUGGCUCAGGGCACGGAGGUGAUUGUUAG
Molecule: messenger RNA, 456 nt
Organism: Lactuca virosa
Lineage: Eukaryota; Viridiplantae; Streptophyta; Magnoliopsida; Asterales; Asteraceae
Source: the annotation of a GenBank genome assembly